This is a messenger RNA of Arctia plantaginis, 1530 nucleotides long. Lineage: Eukaryota; Metazoa; Arthropoda; Insecta; Lepidoptera; Erebidae. The record is from the annotation of a GenBank genome assembly.
AUGGCGCAGGAAUAUAAACUAUACGAUAAUUUAUUUAUUGAAACUAAUAUAUUAUCGAACGAUUAUGAUGCGGUUAUUCUUAUUCUAUUUCCUGACGAACUGAAUGUCCCUUUGCCGAGGUCCUUGGACAGUUUCAUCGGAAGUAUCGCCAAGAAAGACAAGUGCAUCUACAAAACUCCUACCGUCUGGAGCUGCGACUACGUCUCUGGUGGAAGAAUCGUCCUUGCACCAACAGGAAAUAUAACCGCAUAUCAUGAUGCCAGAGUUAUUAAAGAAGCUGCCUACAAAGGUAUGCGAAGAGCCCUGGAAGCUGGGUCCAAAAAGCCAUUGCUGGUCGUGCAGAAUGUCGUGAACUACCUUGAUGGACAGUUGGUAUGUAUUUUAGGUGCUUUGGAAGCUCUGUAUGUCCCUCUACAGCUCAGAGAAAGAGAUAACACUAAAACUUUUAUUAGAAUUGGGUUUCAUUCUGAAGAGAAAACAAGUGAGACAUUUGAAAGAACGGUCCGAAAUGCAAUUGCUCUAGAAAAAGCCAGAGUUUUUGCUCGCGACAUCGCUGGUGGUGACCCUGAGCGCAUGUCACCUGAAAACGUUGUUAAAUAUGUUAAGGAGAAAUUCGCUGAAUACACCAACAUUUCAAUUAAAGUUGUAUCUGACGAUGCUACAAUUUUAGCAGAUUAUCCUCUGCUGGCAGCUGUAUCUAGAGCCGCUUGCAGGAUUGAGAGACACAAACCUAGGGUUGUCACAAUAGAGUACAAUCCAUCUGACCCUGCAAGAGUCACCGAAACCCUAAUAUUAGUAGGUAAAGGAGUAACUUAUGAUACUGGUGGAGCUGACCUGAAGAUUUCAGGUAAAAUGGCUGGCAUGUCCCGUGAUAAAAGCGGUGCCGCAGCCGUAGCUGGAUUCCUAAAAGCCUGUUCUCUAUUGAAACCACCUCAUCUAAAGGUAGUAGGUAUUCUAUGCCUUUGUAGAAACUCCAUUGGAGCAGAUUCGUACGUGCCUGAUGAAUUACUGAUGUCCAAAAGCGGCAAGACCGUUCGUGUGACAAAUACAGAUGCUGAAGGUAGAUUUGCAAUGGCUGAUGCUCUUUUCAAAGCUGGUGAAGAUGCGUUGAAAGAGUUAAACCCCCAUCUUUACACCAUAGCAACGUUGACUGGUCAUGCCAGAAUGUCAUAUGGAGAUUAUACAGCAGCCAUGGACAAUCAUUUAGCCAAAGGAACUAACCAUUCUAGUCGUCUCCAGUUUUCUGGCAGCAGGAUUGGGGAAGGCUUCGAAGUAUCGGUGAUAAGACCCGAAGACUUGGCAGUGAACGUUGGCAAAUGCAAAGGAGAUGAUCUUCUUCAAGUAGAUACGGAUAUAAAAUGUCGUCAUCAUCAGCUAGCAGCUGGAUUUUUAAUAAAAGUUGGUGGUUUAGAGGAUAAAAAUGUGAAAUAUACUCACCUAGACAUCGCAGGGGGAGCCGGAUCUCCGCCUCAUGAGCCCACUGCUGUGCCAAUUCUUUCUCUAUGCCAUCUACACAAGGUGCUUUUGUGA